Hemibagrus wyckioides is the source of this 1454-nucleotide messenger RNA. RefSeq names its product transmembrane protein 242 (gene tmem242). The transcript has 4 exons. NCBI's taxonomy places the organism in Eukaryota, Metazoa, Chordata, Actinopteri, Siluriformes, Bagridae. Bases 24 to 458 code for a protein of 144 amino acids. The record is from RefSeq and is a predicted model, not a curated record.
CUUAUUAGAGGGACACAAUCAAGAUGGCAGCCGAGGAGCUGAAUGUCAACACACCUCCUGCUGGGACUGACGGUGUGGAUGAGGCUAAACUACAAAUAUUAAAAGGUGGUGCGUUUCUGACGACAGUGGCCACUGCAGGAAUGAUCGCUGGAUUCGGCUCGACCCUCGCUUUGGCGAAGAAAAAGAGCCCUGAGUGGUUUAAUAAGGGUGUAGUAGGAACGGCGGCGUUGCCUGAGAGCGGAGCGUCGUUAGCCCUGCGCGCGCUCGGAUGGGGUUCUCUGUAUGCCUGGUGCGGAGUCGGCCUUCUCACCUUCGCAGUUUGGAAAGCUAUGGGCGUUCACAGCCUGCUGGAAUUUCGACAGAAAAUGCAGUCCAUCUUUCCUGCCAUCCCGAAAAACGAAGACGUCGAGCCAAACGCAGCACCUUUCGACUGGGACUCGAUAUUUAAGUCCAAAUGAUCACUGAUGUGGCAAUGAAGAGAACUUUGUUUGCUUUCUGGGGGGGGGAAACCUACAGUGUCUGCCAGGUCAGAUGAGAAUCAAGCUUCCUUCUUCUUCUUACCCUAGAGACUGUAUUCAUCUAUGAUGCUGAAGGAUUAGUCUGGGGGGGAAAGACUCUGUGGCUUCAGUAUAGUGUGUGUGUGUGUGAGAUGAUGAAGCGCUGGUUCAAAGGACAUUUUACUAAACUGCCUUUGUAGCACCAUGUGCUGGAAGAGCUUUGUGUCAAACACAACCAUUUAACUUGGCCUAGGGAGUUUGGAGCAGCUUUGAUUAAAAGAAAAUAAGACUUCAGUGUGUACAGAGAUUACAUUUAAAAUUGAAUGCUGCUGGAUUUAUCUAUUUUAUAUGGAUGUGACCAAAAGUACAUGGACACUUCACAAUAACACUCAUAGAUUCUGUUUAAACAUCCUUACAUUCUUCCUUAAUCUUCACUAUUCUGGGAUUUUUGGAGCAUCUGUGGGAAUUAGUGAGGAGUCCUGGAGUGCAGUCGGUGUUCCAGUUCAUUCAAAAGCUGCUCAGUGGGCUUGAGGUCAGGGCUCUGUGCAGGACACUCGAGCUCUUCAUCUCCAACUGUCUCAAAUCUUGGCUUUGGGCACAAGGGUUUCAUCCCACUGGAACUGGUUUGUGCCUCUUAGUUCCAGUAAGGGGAAACUAACACUGCAGCAUACAGAGACAUUCUCUACAACCAUGUGUGUGUUCAAUGUCAUGGCAACAUUUUGGGGAAGAAACAUAGGAGUGUUAUGGUCAGGUGUCCAUAAACUUUUGCUCAGAUAGUUUAUGUAGUCUGUGCUGCUGGUGAAAGCACAAUUACAGCAGUCUUUAUAGUUUUGAACAUGCCACUAAUCUCAUCAGUCACUACUCAUGUUGGGUGUUUAACCAGACCUUUGUAAACAUCUGGUGCUUCAUUAGUUCUAGUCCCUGGAGUAAAAUAUUAAAUGUCUGUAUGAAACCAAA